AUGAGUUGCCAGUCUUUCACCUCAGCUGAUAGCUUUCUACCUCUGAAUUCUGACACUUCUGGGACUCUGCCUCUCAUAAUGCAUCACAGUGCAGCCGAGUGUCUACAGGUCUCCAACCAUACCACCAACGUGAUGUCUACAGUCCUAUCUAUUUUGUCUUUGAUCCAAACUUCUAAACAUUUGCACAAAUAUUUAUUGGUGACAACUAUGGGAAAUUCAGCAGCAGGACUUCAUUAUUCUGUGCCUUCCUGUCACUAUGGAAACCAGCCAUCAACCUAUGGAGUGAUGGCAGGCAGUUUAACCCCUUGUCUUUACAAGUUUCCUGACCAUACCUUGAGUCAUGGAUUUCCUCCCCUGCACCAGCCCCUUCUGGCAGAAGACCCCACAGCUUCUGAAUUCAAACAGGAACUCAGGCGGAAAAGUAAAUUGGUUGAAGAGCCAAUAGACAUGGAUUCUCCAGAAAUCCGAGAACUUGAGAAAUUUGCCAAUGAAUUUAAAGUGAGAAGAAUUAAGUUAGGAUACACCCAGACAAACGUGGGUGAAGCUCUGGCUGCUGUGCACGGCUCUGAGUUCAGCCAAACAACCAUCUGCCGAUUUGAAAACCUGCAGCUCAGCUUUAAAAAUGCAUGCAAACUAAAAGCAAUCUUAUCUAAGUGGCUGGAGGAAGCCGAGCAAGUUGGAGCUUUGUACAAUGAAAAAGUUGGAGCAAAUGAGAGGAAAAGGAAACGGAGAACAACUAUAAGUAUUGCAGCUAAAGAUGCUCUGGAGAGACACUUUGGAGAGCAGAACAAACCUUCCUCCCAAGAGAUCAUGCGGAUGGCAGAGGAGCUGAAUCUUGAGAAGGAAGUAGUAAGGGUUUGGUUUUGCAACCGAAGACAGAGGGAAAAGCGGGUGAAAACGAGUCUAAACCAAAGUCUCUUUUCCAUUUCUAAGGAACAUUUGGAGUGCAGAUAG
Jaculus jaculus (lesser Egyptian jerboa) is the source of this 954-nucleotide messenger RNA. It is a transcript of the gene Pou1f1, whose product is annotated as POU class 1 homeobox 1. Gene Ontology annotation, molecular function: RNA polymerase II cis-regulatory region sequence-specific DNA binding; DNA-binding transcription factor activity, RNA polymerase II-specific. Bases 1 to 954 code for a protein of 317 amino acids. NCBI's taxonomy places the organism in Eukaryota, Metazoa, Chordata, Mammalia, Rodentia, Dipodidae. Gene Ontology annotation, biological process: regulation of transcription by RNA polymerase II. The record is from RefSeq and is a predicted model, not a curated record. The transcript is spliced from 6 exons.